UCAGCCGGCCCACUCAUUACCAUGUUUUAUAUCCCCCUGCGCGCAGAAAGCAUCAUGGCAAAGCGGCUCCAUCCUCCCCGCCAACAGGGAAGUGAGUGAAGCAGCCUCGCGGAGCAGGUGUCUGUCGCGCGGACAGAAACUCCCCCGCCCUCCCGACAGCUCCGGACUCCUGGAACUUUAUUUAUUUAUUUAAAAGUUUUCUCCUUGCCCCCUUCCCCCCCAUUCCCACCUCUAUCUCUUUUUCUCUUCCCCCGUCGUUUAAUUGCCCUCCGUCCUUCCUCGCGGUGCUUAUGUCGUGUUUUUGAUGUUCUCCAAAAUGGUCUCGAAGCUGACGUCCCUGCAGCAGGAGCUCCUCAGCGCCCUGCUGGACUCAGGCGUCACCAAAGACGUCCUCAUCCAGGCCCUGGACGACAUGGACCCGAGUCCGCCGCCGCAGGGUUUCGGGGUCAAACUGGAGAGCCUGCCCGUGUCCCCCGGCAAGCCGAACGGCGCCGACGCGGACUCCAAGCCCGUCUUCCACACGCUCACCAACGGACACGGCAAGGGCAAGCUGUCCGGGGACGAGGGCUCCGAGGACGGGGACGACUACGACACCCCGCCGAUCCUCAAGGAGCUCCAGUCGCUCAACACGGAGGAGGCCGCGGAGCAGCGGGCAGAGGUGGACCGCAUGUUAGCCGAGGACCCAUGGCGGGCGGCUCGUAUGAUCAAAGGUUACAUGCAGCAGCACAACAUCCCCCAGCGGGAGGUGGUGGACAUCACGGGGCUUAACCAGUCUCACCUCUCCCAGCACCUCAACAAAGGGACGCCCAUGAAGACGCAGAAGCGAGCGGCCCUCUACACCUGGUACGUCAGGAAGCAGCGGGAAAUUCUCCGACAGUUCAACCAGGCCACUCAAGCUUCUAUGGGCAGCAUGUCAGACAAAGGCAGCCAGGAUCCGGCCUUUUUCUACCCGGAGUUCAACAUGUCCGGCCCAGGUAUGGGUCAGUCGAGCGAAGAGGUUGGCACUGAGCCCCUGAGUAAGAAAAUGAGGCGCAACCGUUUCAAAUGGGGGCCUGCGUCUCAGCAAAUCCUGUACCAGGCCUACGAGCGGCAGAAGAACCCCAGCAAAGAGGAGAGGGAGGCUCUGGUGGAGGAGUGCAACAGAGCCGAGUGUCUUCAGAGAGGAGUCUCCCCUUCCAAAGCUCAGGGACUCGGCUCUAACCUGGUCACUGAAGUCAGAGUUUAUAACUGGUUUGCCAACAGACGUAAGGAGGAAGCCUUCAGGCAAAAGCUGGCGAUGGACGCCAUCACUGCACCGUCGCACGGCAUCAACCCACUGCUGUCGCAUAGCUCGCCGCAUCAUCCCCAGACCAGCGUGUCCCCUCCAAUGCGUUACAGCCAAGGCCCUGGCGAAGUCUCCUCCUCCACCGCCAUCAGUCACCACAGCAGCAGCAGCCAGUCGGUGCUGCAGCAGGUGUCCCCGGGAGGACUGGACCACAGCCACAGCCUGCUGUCGCCUGACGCCAAGAUGAUUUCAGGGUCGGGCGGAGGACUUCCUCCGGUCAGCACGCUGACCAACAUCCACAGUUCCCACCACGGCCACCAGCAGCCGCAGAACCUACUAAUGCCUCUGACAGGAGUCAUGGCAAUAGCGCAGAGUUUGAGCACGUCGCAGGCCCAGACGGUGCCGGUGAUCAACAGCGUGGCGGGGAGCCUCGCCGCUCUCCAGCCGGUACAGUUCUCCCAGCAGCUCCACAGCCCCCACCAGGCGAGCGUGAUGCAGCAGUCGCCCAGCCACAUGAGCCAGCAGCCCUUCAUGGCCACCGUCACACACUCUCACAUGUAUUCGCACAAACAAGAGCCCCCGCAGUACUCUCACCCGUCCCGUUUCCCCCCAUCCAUGGUCACAGAUGCCAACAGCAUCAGCACCCUCAGCUCCAUGUCCUCCAGCAAGACGGACGCUCCUGUAAACAAGAUGGUGCAACUCGGGGGUAUCUCCUGGUGUCCUCUUCCAGCUUGGUGAGAGCGUCCAACCGUCUUCCCCACUGCCCGGCAACCGGAGCGCAUUUUUCCACCCUCUCUCCCGGGUUAGCAUGACAACUGCUAAUGGACUCGCAGGCGCGCGCACGCUGGACAACAAGCUGGUCAACAAACACGGAGGGGAGGGGGGCAGGGGGGAGUACCGAGUCUGCUGCGCGUGAAUGAUCAAGGAUGUUUAUGAUUCAAACUCAAAUCUUAGAAAACAGUAUUCGGUUAAAAAAAAAAAGUCAUCCCAAGUUGUCACUUAAAGGAACAAAA
Molecule: messenger RNA, 2277 nt
Organism: Poeciliopsis prolifica (blackstripe livebearer)
Lineage: Eukaryota; Metazoa; Chordata; Actinopteri; Cyprinodontiformes; Poeciliidae
Gene: hnf1ba
Product: HNF1 homeobox Ba
Exons: 10
Coding region: 305-2002 (565 amino acids)
Biological process (GO): pancreas development; regulation of transcription by RNA polymerase II; insulin secretion
Cellular component (GO): nucleus
Molecular function (GO): DNA-binding transcription factor activity, RNA polymerase II-specific; RNA polymerase II cis-regulatory region sequence-specific DNA binding
Source: RefSeq, a predicted model, not a curated record